AUGAAGUUCUACCAGCACAUCCUUGCCUUGGCCUUUGCUGUGAAGGAGAUCAAUGAGGACUCCCAGAUCUUACCUAACGUCACUCUUGGGUUCCACAUCUAUGACAGUUACUACAAUCCAAGGAUGACCUAUCGCACCACCAUGGACCUGCUUUUCAAAUCCCAGGAAUUUGUCCCUAACUACAAAUGUGACAGCCAGAAGAAUCUUAUGGCUAUUGUUGGAGGAUUGAAUUUUGAUACGUCAUCUUAUGUAGCUAAACUCAUAGGAUUCUUCAAGAUUCCACAACUGACAUAUGGCUCAUUGGCCCAAGAGGAAUUCCAGACCAGUAAGCUCUCUUCAGUUUACUUCAUGGUUCCCAAAGAGGACCAUCAGUACAUUGGGAUUAUCCAGCUGCUUCAUCAUUUCAACUGGACAUGGAUUGGGAUUUUUGCUGUUGAUAACAACAGUGGAGAAAAUUUCUUACAGAAAAUGCAGCCCUUACUUUCACAGAAUGGAAUAUGUUCAUCAUUUGUACAAAGGCUUCCACAACUAGUCCACUUGGAAUAUUGUCAAAAAUCUUUUCAAACAAUUCAAAUUAUUGCCCUCAAUAUGAUGAACAGCAAAGCAAACACAUUUCUUGUCUAUGGAGAAUCCUUGACAAUAAUGUGGCUAAAGAUAGCCAUUUUUAUAGUAGAUCCUGAAAGCAAGGAAAUUGCCUUAUUUGGAAAGGUGUGGAUCAUGACUGCACAGAUUGAUUUUGUACUAUCAGGAUUUCAAAUCCGUUGGGAUCUCCAGAUGUUCCAUGGGGCUAUUUCCUUCAUUGUCCAUUCAACUGAAGUUGCAGGUUUCAAGGAAUUUCUUCUGAGCAUAAAUCCUAUUUCAAUCUCCAGUGAUGGUUUUUUGCAGGAUGUUUGGGAACAAUCAUUUGAGUGUUCAUUUCCAAAAGCAGAAUUGAAAGAAAUAUAUAGUAGGAAAUGCACUGGGGAGAUGAAGCUGGAGGAUCUUCCUGGGCCUGUGUUUGAAAUGGAAAUGACUGGUCAAAGCUACAGUAUCUACAAUGCUGUUUAUGCUGUGGCCCAUGCUUUGCAAGCACGACUCAUGCUGAGAUAUAAUAUUAAAAAAACAACGAUGAAUGAACAAACUGGCCACUUAGAUCUCCAGGCUUGGCAGGAUCUUCCAUUGUCUCGGUGCAAUGACCCUUGUUUCCCUGGGUCCUGGAAGAAGGGGAUCGAGGGGGAACAGUUCUGCUGCUAUGACUGUGUUCCAUGCCCAGAAGGGAAGAUUUCAAAUCAAAAUGCAAAUAUGGAUGAUUGUUUUGAAUGUCCAGAAGAUCAUUAUCCAAAUAAAGAAAAGAAAGGAUGUAUCCUGAAACCGGUGGUGUUUCUAACCUUUGAAGAAACUUUAGGAAUUUGUUUAGCCUCAGCAGCUCUUUGUUUCUUCUUCUUGACCUGUUGGGUACUUGGAACAUUUAUUAAGCACAGGGAUACUCCCAUUGUCAAAGCCAACAACCGGUCCCUCACCUACACCCUGCUUGUCUCUCUUCUGCUCUGUUUUCUCUCCUCUUUCUUCUUCCUCAGCCAACCUGGCAAAGUGACCUGCCUUCUCCGACAAUCAACGUUUGGCAUUACUUUCUCAGUGGCCAUUUCUAGUGUACUGGCCAAAACGAUCACUGUGGUUGUGGCUUUCAGGGCUACUAAACCUGGUUCUCAGAUGAGGAAAUGGAUGGGGAAAAGAUUGGCUUUUUCUAUUGUACUUUCCUGCUCUCUCUUAGAAAUAUGUAUCUGUAUUCUUUGGUUAUCAACAUCUCCCCCAUUCCCUGAGUUGCACUCAGAGCUCCAAGAAAUGAUUUUACAAUGCAAUGAGGGAUCAGCUUUCUUCUUUUAUUGUGUCUUGGGCUACAUGGGUAUCUUGGCCAUUGCCAGCUUUAUUAUGGCUUUCCUUGCCCAUAAAUUACCCAACAGCUUUAAUGAAGCCAAGUUCAUCACCUUCAGCAUGUUGGCCUUUUGCAGUGUUUGGAUCUCCUUUUUUCCAUCCUAUCUGAGCACAAAAGGCAAAGCCAUGGUAGCUGUGGAGAUCUUCUCCAUCUUGGCCUCCAGUGCUGCACUACUGGGAUGCAUAUUCUUGCCAAAGUGCUACAUCAUUGUUUUCAGACCUGACCUCAACCACAGGGAGCAACUCAUAAAGAGGAACUAA
Ahaetulla prasina is the source of this 2172-nucleotide messenger RNA. Its product is annotated as vomeronasal type-2 receptor 116-like. Gene Ontology annotation, molecular function: G protein-coupled receptor activity. Lineage: Eukaryota; Metazoa; Chordata; Lepidosauria; Squamata; Colubridae. The record is from RefSeq and is a predicted model, not a curated record. Bases 1 to 2172 code for a protein of 723 amino acids. Gene Ontology annotation, cellular component: membrane. Gene Ontology annotation, biological process: G protein-coupled receptor signaling pathway. The transcript is spliced from 4 exons.